Messenger RNA from Taeniopygia guttata (zebra finch), 1766 nucleotides. Lineage: Eukaryota; Metazoa; Chordata; Aves; Passeriformes; Estrildidae. The record is from RefSeq and is a predicted model, not a curated record.
ACCCCAUGGGGGACAGGGCCAGCCCAGGACACUGCGGGGUGACAUCCCAUGGGGGAGGUGACACCCCUGGGGGACAGGGCCAGCCCCGGGGGGACAGGGCCGAUGUCCCCAGGCCGCGGGGACACGCACAGCGGGCUGGGGACAGCUCCGGGCAGCAGGGACAGCCCCUCCGCCUUCCCUGCCUCAGUUUCCCCGCCCGCCGCUGCUUACUCAUCGCCAUCGAUCCCAUCGAUCCCACCGGGGGCGGGGUGGGGUGCGGGGGACACACAAAACAACCUUUUUCCCCCCAAUUCUGAGGCCGGCUCGGGCUCGCCCCUCCCGGCUGUGCCCCCAGCCCCGGGGGUGCUGCGGGGAGCGGGGGAAGCGCCCCCCGAAAAGAACCAAACACAAACCCCCAAACUUUCUUUGGGAAAGUGGAAAUAAAGCACGGGGGGGCCGGGGGUGGGCGAGUGCCAAGGGAGGAGGAGGAGGAGGAGGAGGAGGGGGCAGGACAGGACAGCGGGCACGGGCAGCAGCCGCCCCGCGCUCCCGCAGCACCGGCAGAGCCCCGCAGGUUUGGGGGGGGACCCCCGGACCCCCCCCAAAAAGGGGCCAUGGGCAUCCAGGGCAUGGAGCUGUGCGCCGUGGCCGUGGUCAUCCUCCUCUUCAUCGCCGUGCUGAAGCAGUUCGGCAUCCUGGAGCCCAUCUCCGUGGAAGACAGCGGCGAUGCCGACGUGGAGCUCCCGAGCGCCCGGCACCAGCCCGAGGAGCUGGAGCAGCUGCUGGCCCGCACCAAGUUCACCAAGGCCGAGCUCCAGUCCCUCUACCGCGGCUUCAAGAACGAAUGUCCCAGCGGCCUCGUGGAUGAGGAGACCUUCACGCUCAUCUACUCGCGGUUCUUCCCUCAAGGCGACGCCAGCUCCUACGCCCACUUCUUGUUCGACGCCUUCGACGCCGACCGCCACGGGGCCCUGUGCUUCCAGGAUUUCGCCGUGGGGCUCUCGGUGCUGCUGCGGGGGACGGAGCAGCAGAAGCUGAAGUGGACGUUUGACCUCUACGACGUGAACAAGGACGGCUACAUCACCAAGGAGGUGACAGUGGGGGACACUGGGGGGCUGGCGGGGUGGGGACAGCCGGGCAGGGACCUGCCAGCGCCCUGUGUCCCCCAGGACAUGCUGGAGAUCAUGAAGUCCAUCUAUGCCAUGAUGGGCCGCUGCACCGAGCCCGCACUGGGCGCCAGCGCGCCGGCCCAGCACGUGGAGCUCUUCUUCCAGAAGAUGGACAGGAACAGGGACGGCGUGGUGACCUUCGAGGAGUUCCUGGCCACGUGCCAGGAGGACAAGGACAUCAUGAGCUCCAUGCAGAUCUUCCACAACGUGCUCUAGACCCUGCUCCCCCCGGAGCUUUUCUGCUGUUUCAGACAAACGAGAAGUUCACAGGCAGGAGAGAUCCAGCGUGCGGCUCCCGGAGAUGGGACAGGACAAGGACAAGGACAAGGACAAGGACGACGUUGCCACCAGAGCCCCCCGGGCACGGAGCUGCCAGCUGCCAGCCAGACCCAUUUUGGGGGGGCUGAGCCUCCCCUCGACACCGAGGCCCCCUUGGCGGUGCGGGGACCUGGCACGGCACAACCCCCGGGGCGGGGACCCCCGGGACGUGGGGACCCCCGGGUGUGGGGGUCUCCCUAUGGCAGCCGUGGAACGGAGCCCCCGAAGGGAACUGAAAGCACAGCCCCUCCCCCGGCAGCGUGGGGAGGGGGAUUUUAUAAAUAAACCAAAUGGUGACGA